AUGCAGCCAUGGAUCAACUCGCUCCGAUCUCAUUUCGCUGUCACAGCUUCCACCGAUGAACAAACAGCUCGGCCAUGGACCCCUAUCAAAGCACCUUCACGCAAGGAUCAACUAUGGGCACCACAGGCUCCGGACAAUCGUGUUGGCCGCAUGCAACUUGAGAUCGACUGGCUCAGGUCUCAGUUGCCUGUCGCAGCUUCAACCAAUGAGCAGAUGGAUCUGCCACUCGCCAAUCUAGAGGAGCACGCCCUAGAUGCGCCAAAGAAGUAUGUCCCGAGCCUGCCGGUCACCAGUCUAAUAGUACACGACCAAAAUGCGCCAAAGGAGGAUGCCCCGAGCCUGCCAAAAUAG
Molecule: messenger RNA, 351 nt
Organism: Cyphellophora attinorum
Lineage: Eukaryota; Fungi; Ascomycota; Eurotiomycetes; Chaetothyriales; Cyphellophoraceae
Exons: 1
Coding region: 1-351 (116 amino acids)
Source: RefSeq, a predicted model, not a curated record